Molecule: messenger RNA, 1585 nt
Organism: Myxocyprinus asiaticus (Chinese sucker)
Lineage: Eukaryota; Metazoa; Chordata; Actinopteri; Cypriniformes; Catostomidae
Exons: 5
Coding region: 224-1585 (453 amino acids)
Molecular function (GO): nucleic acid binding
Source: RefSeq, a predicted model, not a curated record
GUCAACUGUCAGUGGUAUUAUAACAAAGUGGAAGCGAUUGGGAAUGACAGCAACUCAGCCACGAAGUGGUAGGCCACGUAAAAUGACAGAGCGGGGUCAGCGGAUGCUGAGGCGCAUAGUGCGCAGAGGUCGCUAACUUUCUGCAGAGUCAAUCGCUACAGACCUCCAAAGUUCAUGUGGCCUUCAGAUUAGCUCAAGAACAGUGCGUAGAGAGCUUCAUGGAAUGGGUUUCCAUGGCCGAGCAGCUGCAUCCAAGCCAUACAUCACCAAGUGCAAUGCAAAGCGUUGGAUGCAGUGGUGUAAAGCACGCCGCCACUGGACUCUAGAGCAGUGGAGAUGCAUUCUCUGGAGUGACGAAUCACGCUUCUCCAUCUGGCAAUCUGAUGGACGAGUCUGGGUUUGGCGGUUGCCAGGAGAACGGUACUUGUCUGACUGCAUUGUGCCAACUGUGAAGUUUGGUGGAGGGGGGAUUAUGGUGUGGGGUUGUUUUUCAGGAGCUGGGCUUGGCCCCUUAGUUCCAGUGAAAGGAACUCUGAAUGCUUCAGCAUACCAAGAGAUUUUGGACAAUUCCAUGCUCCCAACUUUGUGGGAACAGUUUGGGGAUGGCCCCUUCCUGUUCCAACAUGACUGCACACCAGUGCACAAAGCAAGGUCCAUAAAGACAUGGAUGAGCGAGUUUGGUGUGAAAGAACUUGACUGGCCUGCACAGAGUCCUGACCUCAACCCGAUAGAGCACCUUUGGGAUGAAUUAGAGCGAAGACUGCGAGCCAGGCCUUCUCGUCCAACAUCAGUGUCUGACCUCACAAAUGUGCUUCUGGAAGAAUGGUCAAAAAUUCCCAUAAACACACUCCUAAACCUUGUGGAAAGCCUUCCCAGAAGAGUUGAAGCUGUUAUAGCUGCAAAGGGUGGGUGGGAUAUGCCUAUAAGGCUGGGCCACUGGUACAUAAUCCACCAUGUGAAUCUCAUGUUGCACUUUGUCUGUAAAACCGAGAUCUUCAUCCUCGAGAGCAAAAACAUCACACAGAAAUUCUCUGAAAUCUCACCUCACGUCUCAUUGGACUUCACAUUUUUGACACGAGACAGAGUAGCAAGUCCUGUACAGGAAACAAUUGUUUCUCUGAAGUCACAAGAGAGGAAACAACAAUCAGACCACCAGCCCGUGGAGUGUCGGGGAGCCAGACCACAGUUCCCAACUCCAUCAUUGGGCAUUGGUCCCAGAAGUGCCCUGGAUCCCCGCAACUCCAGCACGCUGACCCAGGCGCUAUGCCUGCAGCUGUGUCGGUGGAUACAUCCACCUAAGAGGGAGAGUGACGAGACACUGAGGCCACCGGUGGCGGGACAAACCCCCGUGAAUGGGGAGCUGGCUUCGGCAGCAAGUUUUCAUGCCUCUUUGGUACUGGGAUGGGCUGCAGUGAAGGGACAGAGUGAGGGGGGGACACGGGAAGUGGAGAGAGAGAGUGGGAGGGCUCUUCCGCACUCUGAUACGCCGACAUAUGGUCCUCCGCCAGUUGGACGGCCUCCUCUAGAGACGCCAGGCGUUGGCACUGGACUCAUUCCACUGUUCCUUUCGGUAUAUGGCAGAUAA